Messenger RNA from Klebsormidium nitens, 987 nucleotides. Lineage: Eukaryota; Viridiplantae; Streptophyta; Klebsormidiophyceae; Klebsormidiales; Klebsormidiaceae. The record is from the annotation of a GenBank genome assembly.
AUGGGCUGCAUUGAAGGUAAAUUAGAAGGGCAAGGGUGCGACAAAGACUGCACGGCGGCAUUGGUCUUGUUCGAGCACGCGCAAGUCGUCGGUUCCCCUGGGGACGUUUCUCAGGAGAUGCGAACCCUUCUUAGGACGGCAAUGUACGUAAGGUUCGGAAACGUGGAGCGAUCCAAAGCGCUCGCUUUGUUCAAGGAGCUGGCCGCGCACGGGAACGCGCGCACGCAGAGCGCGCUCUUCGGCGCCAUGCUAGACAAGGGCGUGGAUGCGUCCGAAGACGAGCGCCACGAGGAGGCCGUGGAGUUCUUCAAAGUGGGAGCAGAACUAGGGAGCGGGGAUUGCAUGAUCGAGCUAGCAGUGUGCCUUGCAAACGGAACGGGGUGCGAGAGAGACGGCGCCGCGGCGGUUUCUUGGGCGGAACAAGCUCUGAAAAGCCAAGAGCUCCAUUAUGCCGGAAGCGGAAUUUCUCAUAUGCUAUAUAAGAUCGGCAAGGGUGUCCUGGAAACGGAUCCGAAAGGAGCUGUGCGUUUGUUCAGGGAGGCGGCUGAACACGUGCGCCACGUGGCGCACGCAGACAAGGACGCGUGUUACGAGCUCGGGGUGUGCUACGAGCUAGGCCGGGGCGUCGAGCAGAGCUUUGAGGAGGCGUUCAAGUGGUACGAAAAAGCUGCGGAAAGGGAACAGAUUCCGGCAGCAUUCUGCCUGGCGGAAUGCUACGAGCACAGAAAGGGCGUCGCGAGGAACUACGAAGAGGCGGCCGCGUGGGAGAACAGAGCGGCGCAUUCCGCUAUUCAGCUCGCACAGCACGACUUGCUGCCGAGGUAUCGGGACGGAACCGGUACGGAACAGGAUCUGGCGGACGCCGUAAUGUGGCUCAAGAGGGCGGGUGACGCAGGCUACCCAGAUGCAUAUUAUAAGCUGGGGUGCCUAUACGGCGAGCGAAAGGGCGUCGCCCGAGAUGAUGCGGAGGCGGCCACGUGGCUUUGA